Pipistrellus kuhlii (Kuhl's pipistrelle) is the source of this 2483-nucleotide messenger RNA. It is a transcript of the gene CUNH19orf67, whose product is annotated as chromosome unknown C19orf67 homolog. The transcript has 6 exons. Bases 1404 to 2483 code for a protein of 359 amino acids. NCBI's taxonomy places the organism in Eukaryota, Metazoa, Chordata, Mammalia, Chiroptera, Vespertilionidae. The record is from RefSeq and is a predicted model, not a curated record.
UCAAUGAUGAGAAUCGCCUGUUGGCUGCCUCUUGCAUGCCUCCUGCUGAGGAUCAGUUGUAACUCAGGCAGGUGCCCUGACUGGGAACCCAACCAUGACCUGGUUUAUGGGUUGAAGCUCAGGCACUGAGCUACCCCAGCCGGCAGCUUCAGUUUCUUGAUGGUUCUCUCUGCAACCCCAUGAAGCAGAGUUUGUAAAAUCACUUUGCAGAUAGGUGAAGACACUUGCUCAAGGUCACACAGGGUGGGAUCCAACACCUGUGAGCACUUUACCCAGGGUUUAAGUAUAAUUAAAGCAUUUGGCUUCGUAUGAAUACGUCUGGCAGCCUUGCAAGCUACACAGAACUAUUGGAAGCGGGUCCGUUCAGGGUCCGUGGCAGGACCUCCAAGCUACAAGGUUCUCUCUCCAUAAAAGGAACAAGGGGUUGGGUUAUCGAAUGAGAUAGUCCCUCUAAGUUCUAAUGCAGUUUCUCUCAACUGCACCAGUUUAAUUAUGUUAACCCUCACAGGUGGAUUUUUUCUUUGUUUUUUGAGAGUGGAAAGGAGGGAGGUGGGGCAGAAAGAGAGUGAGAAACGUAGAUGUGAGAGACACUUGAUUGGUUGCCUCCCCCAAGUGCCCCAACCAGGGCUGGAUGGAACCUGCAACACAGGUACAAGCCCUUGACUUGGAAUCAAACCUGGACCCUUUCAAGGGCUCAGGCUCUAACCAUUAAGCAGCCAGUCAGGACAACUCCCAUUAGUUUUGUUUUUGUUUUACCCUUUUAUUGACUCUGGAGAGAAGAGGGACAGGGAUAGUAGAAACGUGGAUCUGCUGCCUCCUGCACACACCUCCUGGGGUCACAUUGGAAACCCGGACAUGUCCCCUGAAUGGGUGACCUUUUGGGGUUCAGAGAUCCAUGCUCAAUCACCGGCCGCUGGGCACUCCCUUAGCUUUUAAAAUAUAGAUUCAGACCUGAAGUCAGAGGCGCUGUGGGUGGGAGCAGGUGUCUUCCUUUAUAUCCCUGCGCCCCAGGGCUUGGAUGCGCUGCAGACAGACAGACAGACAGACACACACACUAGGAAACUGCCUCCAAGAGAAAGGCGGUGGCCUCCAGACCGCACCCCAAAGACAGAAUCUUCCCAGUGCCGGCCCAGGUCGCCCCCACCCCACCUCCGUUGGUGGGAUGCCGGAGCGCGCGCCCCAGCGGACCCCAGCGGCGCGCCCUCCUACGUGUUGAAAUUCAAACGAGGUGAGCUCCGCGCGGUGCUCCGCCGCCCGCAGAGCGGUCGAGGCAGGAGUGGGGUGGCCGGUGCUGCGCUCUCAUCCAUCCGGGGCGAAUCAGAGGCUCCCAGGCGGGGUCGAACCCGUGGCCAACCGGGGCGCUGUAGACUUAAAGGUCCCAGAUCCCUUCCUCCGGCCCCACAAUGGCUACGGAGCAGUGGUUCGUGGGGCCGAUCCUCCCCGGCGGCGCUGGGGAAACGCUGCCACAGGAUGAUUUGGAAUCUGAGGCUCUACCCUGCGGAGGCCCCGCGUGGUCGGCGUCCUCUGGCCGGCCUGGGGACCCAGCCCAGGUGGAACCGGAGGAUGCCCAGGGGCAACUGCCCAAGGCCUCCCCUUCCACGCCUUCGCCGGAGCCUUUGGCCCCGGGACCGGGGCCCACACCUCCUCGCCUACCCCUGGACACCUUGUUUAGCCCCAUCACGGAACAACUCCGCUACCUGCUCAAGAAGGCGGAUGACUUCCAAAGCUACUUGCUCUACAGCAGGGACCGCGUUCAGAAGGAACAGCUGGCAAAGGCCAUGCCCACCUUCUUAAAGAUGUGUGAGCCCUACUUCCUGUACCUGGAGGCCGCUGCAAGGAGUGUGCCUCCCAUCUUCGGAGCCCUGCAGGAGCUGGUUCGAAAGGGGCUGUUGGAGAUCUCCCAACAGCUGACCCUGCGCCUGGAACAGCUGGUGCUCAUGUAUGCAUCCUUUGGGUUUGUGGAACUGGAAGAGACAGACCCCCUAAGCAUCUCCUGUUUCUUCUGUGGGAAGUUCUCCAUCAGCCCUUCCCACGAGGUGUCCAUCUUCAGAUACUGUGCCCCUGCGGCCUACACCACCAGCCGCUUCCCCCGCUACCUCUACAAGAAGAUGCGCUGGAACCUGGAAACUACCCAGGACCCCAGCAGCCGGGGGCGAGAUUCCCAUGUGGAUUACUACUUCCUGUGCUAUCGAGAUACCUGGGAAGACACAGGCAAGAGUCCGGCCAAUUCUUGUCCCCAGAUUCAGAAGCUGUGGUCCAUCGGCCGGUGGGUGCCCCUAGGACCAGCUGAGGAUGACCUUUAUUCCUGGAUUUUGUGCCCGCAGCCGUCCGGAGAUUACCAGCAGCUGCUGACCAUCGGCUUCGAGGAGCCAUCUCACAUGCUAGCCACCGACCUGCUGGUGCAAAUCCUCACCGGCCAGGCAGGCCCGGCCCGGCCCCCGAGCGCGGCCGGGCCCACAGCGUGGGACACACCGGGCUCCUGA